CCGGCGGCACGGGCACGGGCGGUGGCGGUUGGUUAUGACGGAGUGCUUCGUGCGCCCGGUGGAGCGGCGAGCCGGGUCGCCAUUGCGGCUGCGGCAGCGCGCCGUGGGCGGGGUGGGGGCCGUGGUGUGGGACGCGGCGCUCGUGCUCGCCAAGUACCUGGAGCGCGCGUGGCCGCGGCUGGGCGACGGGAGCGCGGAUGGUGGCGGCGGCGGCGCCCGGCCCGUGGUCGUGGAGCUGGGCGCCGGCACCGGGCUGGUGGGGCUGAUGGCCGCCUCACUCGGGGCAAAUGUCACAGUCACAGAUCUUGAAGAGUUGCAAGAUUUACUCAACGUAAACAUCAAUGAUAACAAGCACUUGGUCACUGGUUCUAUCCAAGCCAAGGUACUUAAAUGGGGUGAGACUAUCACAGACCUUCCAUCUGACCCAGAUUACAUCCUUGUGGCAGAUUGUAUUUAUUAUGAACAGUCCUUAGAGCCAUUGCUGAGAACGAUUAAAGAUCUUUCAGGAAACAAGACCUGCAUCAUAUUAAGCUAUGAAGAGAGGACAAUGGGAAACAACCCUAAAGUCGAAAAGCUUUUUUUUGAGCUUUUGCAGACUGAUUUUGAAAUAGAAGAGAUCCCACUGGACAAGCAAGAUGAGGAAUACAGAAGUGAAGACAUUCAUGUUCUCCACAUCAGACGGAAAAGUCGCCGUUAGGAAUGUUUACCGUGAAAUAAAUCACCAAGUUGGUUUUACUCUUUGACACGAGCGUAUCCAAAAUAAAAAAGUGGAAUCCUAGUGUAAUAAUAA
Molecule: messenger RNA, 790 nt
Organism: Amblyraja radiata (thorny skate)
Lineage: Eukaryota; Metazoa; Chordata; Chondrichthyes; Rajiformes; Rajidae
Gene: vcpkmt
Product: valosin containing protein lysine (K) methyltransferase
Exons: 5
Coding region: 35-697 (220 amino acids)
Biological process (GO): peptidyl-lysine trimethylation
Cellular component (GO): protein-containing complex; cytosol
Source: RefSeq, a predicted model, not a curated record